GCGAUGAACUCAGCCGGGGCGCUCUCUGUGGCCAGGCGGCAGGAUACCGCAGAAGCGAGAGAAGGAAGAAGCGCCUUUAAUAGGUCUUACGCGUGUCCACUUUCAGCCUGGGGGUUUGCACCUCCUGUCUCCGCCCAAGUUGGAAGGGGCGUCCCCUGGGCUCUGUCCCCUUGAGCGGCCGUAAGGUGGGGCUCAGAGCUAGGUGGGGCACCUGAAAGUCGCCUUUCUUCCGAGACUUCCAAGCCCGCAUUGGCAGUCGAUACGGGCAUCGCUAGGUCCUGUCCGGGAGCGGAGGAACCCUGCAUUCUUCCCGCUCUGCGAUCCCCGGGUUUCGGCAUCUUCCCCUUACGUCCCAUCCCUCUGCCUCGGAGGAAGCGCUCCUGUGAGGACCUGAGACGCGUUCUGAGUGCCCUGCCGGCCCGGAUAAGAAUCAGAACAAAGAAGGCCCGCGGGGUGGGGUUUGGGAGAACCUGUGCAGGAGCUGCCGGGGACCGCAGCCUCUGCUCUCGAUCUCCACGGAGGCGGUCGCAGUGGCAGGGGGAUGUGCCUAGUUCAGCGACCUGGGGUGGGAUGUGGGCGCCUGCACAGAGUCUGGGAGCAGAAACGUAGCCCUCGAAUCUUUAAGGGUUCUAGCCGCUGCUGCGCCUGCAGGUCCUUGAACAACAACCCCUCCCGAUUUCGCUGGCUGGAACAGGGUCCCUAAAGUACCCGCGGGGGGCUGUCACUAUGGCCCAUUACAAAGCCGCCGACUCGAAGCGCGAGCAGUUCCGGAGGUACUUGGAGAAGUCGGGGGUGCUGGACACGCUGACCAAGGUUUUGGUAGCCUUAUAUGAAGAACCAGAGAAACCUAAUAGUGCUUUGGAUUUUUUAAAGCAUCACUUAGGAGCUGCUACCCCAGAAAAUCCAGAAAUAGAGCUGCUUCGCCUAGAAUUGGCAGAAAUGAAAGAGAAAUAUGAAGCUAUUGUAGAAGAAAAUAAAAAACUGAAAACAAAGCUUGCUCAGUAUGAACCACCUCGGGAGGAGAAGCGUGCUGAAUAGGAUUCUUCUCAGUUGAAAAGACACUGAAAAAUGGUUUUGUAUGACUUGAAUAGUUUGUAUAGUAUAUAAUCUUUUCCGAACAGAUGCUAUAGCACUCUUUUAAUAUGUUAAAUUCACCUAUCACACUUUAACUGUUAUAAACACAUAUACUUAGAAUCACCAAUAAAAACUCAAUAUAA
Molecule: messenger RNA, 1217 nt
Organism: Balaenoptera ricei (Rice's whale)
Lineage: Eukaryota; Metazoa; Chordata; Mammalia; Artiodactyla; Balaenopteridae
Product: c-Myc-binding protein
Exons: 1
Coding region: 727-1038 (103 amino acids)
Biological process (GO): regulation of DNA-templated transcription
Cellular component (GO): nucleus
Molecular function (GO): transcription coactivator activity
Source: RefSeq, a predicted model, not a curated record